Molecule: messenger RNA, 10800 nt
Organism: Gasterosteus aculeatus aculeatus (three-spined stickleback)
Lineage: Eukaryota; Metazoa; Chordata; Actinopteri; Perciformes; Gasterosteidae
Gene: piezo2b
Product: piezo-type mechanosensitive ion channel component 2b
Cellular component (GO): membrane
Molecular function (GO): mechanosensitive monoatomic ion channel activity
Source: RefSeq, a predicted model, not a curated record
ACGAUCCACUCACCAGAAGUCACAAGUCAAAUUUCACCAAGCGGGGAGAGAGGAAGGUUGUUUUCAGACCUCACUAGACUCAACGCGUCUCGUUAAUGUUCACUUUAUAGUAAAUAAAGUAAAAUAAAAAAGGGAGGCUAAGUGGACUUCAGGACUUGUUGGCUCCUUUUUUUUUUUUUUUUGCCUUGCGGCGUUUUUCCCACGCGGGGCGUCACGCGCGCCCCGAGCAUCAAACAUGACUUUGACGCACCUGAGAAACUUAAACCAACCAUGGUGACAUCACCCCCCCGUGACGUGACGUGUCCACGGCGGCGAAACCGGCCGAAUACGCGACUCUUCAGUGUGGAAUAACCAGCGGAGCCCAGGUGUCCUCGCGCAGAGCCGAUGUGGCCGUUUGGGGGAGCGCAAAUCUCAGCUGAGCUUUGACCAGGCGCAGGAGUUUUGGGGGGACGAGGAGGGGGGAGGGAUGCAAGAGAAGCCCUAGAGAGAACAAAUCCCCGGCUACUUUUCCCCCUGAAUUGAACCCGGGCCGGCCGGAGCCAUGGCCUCCGAGGUGGUGUGCGGGCUGGUCUUCAGGCUGCUGCUGCCGAUGUGUCUCGCAGCUGCUUGCCUGUUCAGGUACAAUGCCCUCUCCUUCGUCUACCUCAUCUAUCUCCUGCUCAUCCCGCUGUUCGCAGAGCCCACGAGCACCACAAUGCAAGGCCACACAGGACGCCUGCUGCAGUCCCUCUGCUUCACCAGCAUGUCCUUCCUGCUGCUCCACAUCAUCUAUCAGAUUACCGUCAACAGCCUCCUGUCCGGGAACUCCAUCUCAUCUGACUUCAACUGUUCCAACUGGGAGAAAUCCAUAAGACAGGUUGGCUUUGAGAGCGUGAUCGGUGCAGAUCCGGGCAACGGCAUCCGCGUGUUCAUCCCCGACAUCGGCAUGUUCGUGGCCGGUUUGGCUAUCUGGCUGCUGUGCCGCAGUCUGGUCCAGAAGAGGCCGCCUGAGGACAUGGCCCAGGACAACGCCGACUUCGAAGCCGAGGAACAAGAAGACGAGGAGAAGCUGAGCCUCGACGACGACAUCCAUUUAGGGGAGGACUUUGAAGCGGGAUACGAGGCCGAGGAGGAUGAAGAAUAUGAGGAGGAGGAAGAGGAGGAGGAGGAAGAGGAGGAGGAGGAAGAGGAAGAGGCAAAGGAGAGCACCAAGAGGAAGAUCCUACGGAUUGUGGCGGAGGCUGCGUCCAAAGUGAAGGAGAUAAUCGGGAACUUGAUCACGACGGCAGGGAAGGUGGUGGUCACCAUCUUGUUGGGCCUGACAGGUGUCAUGCUGCCGUCGUUGACUUCAGCGGUCUACUUCUUCCUCUUCCUCUUCCUGUGCACCUGGUGGUCCCUUUGCCGGACCUUCGACACGCUCAUCUUCAGCUGCAUGUGCGUCCUGAUGGCCAUCUUUAGCGGGGGACACCUCAUUGUCCUCUACCUCUACCAGUUCCAGUUCUUCCAGGAGUCCAUACCGCCAGACGAUUAUUACAUCAGUAUAUUUGGCAUCUCCCCCAUUGUUCAGAGCAACUGCUCCUACACAUGGAAGCUCAUUGUGCACCCGGAGCGUAAGUGGAACCACUUUGUCAAUCCCAUCAUCCUGCUGAUGCUCUACUACACUCUGGCCACGCUCAUCCGCCUGUGGCUGCAGGAGCCCAUCGACCAGCUGACGGACGACAAGGACGGCGACAUGUGCGAGGAGGACGAUCUGGAUGGAAACACAGCAAAUAACUCCAAUGCCAACAGGAAGAGGCAGCUGUGGUGGGAAUCCCGCCAAGGCACGGAUGAGAAAAACCUCCUCUCCAUCCAGGAUGGCUUCAGUACAAAUGAGGCUGCACCCACCUCGAACGGGACGUCCUUUGACUUCCUCACAACUGAUAAUGGACCAGUGGGUCUGGACUUGUAUUCAACCCCUCAGUAUAAAAUGGGUCAGCCCAGUGACGGACCAGAGAAGAAGCCAGAAUGUGCGUACGACGUGUGUUUUCCUCCGGAGGAUUCCGCGUUCGAGAAAGAAGAGGAGAAGCCCGAGGGAGGAGAGCACGGGAUGAAGAGGGGGGUCGGCGCGAUAGUCAAAAUCUUCCACUUCGUCAUGAAACAGAGCUACAUCUGUGCUCUCAUAGCCAUGAUGGCUUGGAGCAUCACGUACGUCAGCUGGCUGACGUUUGUCUUCCUCAUCUGGUCUUGCACGCUGUGGAUGGUGAGGGACAGGAGGCGUUACGCCAUGCUGUCCGCCCCCUUCAUGGUGGCCUACGGCAACCUGCUGAUAGUUCUGCAGUACAUUUGGAGUUUCGAGAUCAUGGAUCACUCCAAAGUCCUCGGGUUCUUUGUCAAGAAGAACAAUGCUUUCCAUUCACUUUCAUCCAAGGUCCUUUGCCUGCUGAGCUUCUGGCUGCUGCUGAGACAAACGCUUACAGAGAGGCAGGAGAAACAAAAGGAUGACAGCUCUGGUCUCUCAGAUGUCUUUGUGGAGGAUCAGAAGAAGAAGGAGGAAGAGGACUCUGAGGAGGGAGGGGAGCAGGACAUAAUGCAGGUUCUGGGUAACAUGGUCAUGGCUCUAUUGGUGAAAUACUGGAUCUACAUCUGUGGCGGCAUGUUCUUCCUCGUCAGCUUCGAGGGAACAAUCGUCAUGUACAAGAUCAUCUACAUGAUGAUGUUCCUCUCCUGUGUGGCACUCUACCAGGUGCACUAUGAGUGGUGGCGAAGGAUCCUGAAGUACUUCUGGAUGUCGGUGGUGAUGUACACCAUGCUGGUCCUCAUCCUGGUUUACACCUACCAGUUUGAGAGCAAUACCUUUUGGACUAAAACGUUAAACAUGGAAACAGAAAGCUUGGAGGAUCUUGGCCUGUUGAGGUUCAGCCUUCCCGUGCUGUUCACCAGGAUUUUCAUUCCCACGUCUUUCCUGUUGGUGUGUAUUCUCCACCUGCACUACUUCCACGACCGCUUCCUCCAGCUCACCGAUCUCCAGGCCGUGGUGGCCAAAGAGGAGAGCACUAUCUACAGGCUUGUGCACCAGGACGGCAGCCUGGCAGACCUCACCAUGCUCAGUGGCAACUCUGCAGAGGCCACGAUGCUGUCCGGAGAGGAACCGGAGCCGCCGGAGGAGCAGGGCGAGUGUGGGAAGCAGGAGAAGGAGAAGGAGCGGGGCCUGGUGGUAAUGAUCAACGACGCCGGCGUGGCGGCCGAGAAGCCCAGGAGGGCCUCUGACCCGCGGCAGUCCAGCACAGAGGAGAGCCAAGCCUGCAGCGCAGGGACGGAGCCGGAGCCGAGCACCGAGCAGAGCUCAGAUCUGAAGAAUAAAUGGCACCUGGUGGUGGACCGUCUAACCGUGCUCUUCCUCAAGUUCCUCGAGUACUUCCACAAACUGCAGCUGUUCAUCUGGUGGUUACUGGAGAUCCACAUCAUCAAGAUCGUGUCCUGCUACAUUGUCCUGGUCUCUGUCAAAGAGGUGUCUCUGUUCAACUACGUGUUCCUGGCGUCCUGGGCCUUUGCGCUGCCUUACAGCCAAUAUCGUCGCCUCGCCUCCAGUGUUUGCACCGUCUGGACGUGUGUGAUCAUCGUGUGCAAAAUGUUGUACCAGCUGAAGUCUUUCGACCCCCCUUCCUACUCGAAGAACUGCUCCAUGCCAGCCAACUACUCACAGACACAGGCCACUGAGUUGGAGGAGUCCCUGCUGUACAGGGGACCAGUGGAUCCAGCCAACUGGGUCGGCCUGGAGAAGUCCGCUGACCUGCUGGGCUACCUAAGGAACAACCUGAUGAUGCUGGCUCUGUUAGCAUUCGAGGUGACCAUUUAUCGACACCAGGAGUACUUCCGACUGAGAAACAAGCUGUCGGCUCCGGCUGCCAGCAUUAUCUUCCAUGACAUCACGCGGCAGCAUCUGGACGGCGGCAUCGUCAGCUUUGUUAAAUACUUCAUCAACUACUUCUUCUACAAGUUCGGACUUGAGACGUGCCUGCUGCUGGUGGUCAACGUCAUCGGGCAGCGUAUGGACUUCUUCGCCAUGCUUCACGCCUUCGCCUUGAUCGCCGUGAUGUACAGACGCAGGAGGAAAGCCAUCGCUGAGAUCUGGCCAAAGUAUUGCUGCUUCCUGGCCUGCAUGCUGACCGUCCAGUACUUGAUCUGCAUCGGGAUCCCGCCAGCAGCCUGCAUAGAUUACCCCUGGAGGUUUCCAGACUCGACCACGGACUCCAAUGUGGUCAAGUGGCUCUAUGUUCCAGAUUUCCUGACUCAACCCAAUUCUACGUUCCUCAUCUAUGACUUCAUGCUGCUGCUGUGUGCCUCUCUCCAGAGGCAGGUGUUCGAUGACGAAAACAAGGCGGCGGUUCGCCUCAUGGCCGGAGACAACGUGGAGAUCUGCAGAGACCUGGACGCUGCCUCCUUCAGCGUCCACAACCCCGUCCCCGACUUCAUCCACUGCAGGUCCUACCUGGACAUGCUGAAGGUCAUCACAUUCAGCUACUUGUUCUGGUUUGUACUCACCAUCAUCUUCAUCACUGGCACCACGCGGAUCAGCGUCUUCUGCAUGGGCUACCUGGUGGCCUGCUUCUACUUCCUGCUCUUUGGUGGAGAGCUGCUGCUCAAACCGAUCAAAAAGAUCCUCCACUACUGGGACUUCCUCAUCGCCUACAACAUCUUUGUGAUCACCAUGAAGAACAUUUUGUCCAUACUGGCUUGUGGAUACAUCAAAUCUCUCAUUAAACACUGCUGGUUGAUCCAGUUGUGCAGCCUGGCGUGCACCAUCAAGGAAUACAAACCCACAAUCACCGAACAAGACAAGAAGCUCUGUGAAUUGCCCGGCAACGAGGCCGGGAUCAUCUGGGACAGUAUCUGCUUUGCCUUCCUGAUGCUGCAGAGAAGAGUCUUCAUGAGCUACUACUUCCUCCAUGUGGUGGCUGACAUCAGAGCUUCGCAGGUGCUGGCGUGCAGAGGAGCAGAGCUUUUCCAGGCCACCAUAGUGAAGGCGGUGAGAGCCCGACUGGAGGAAGAGCGCAAAUCUGUGGAGCAGCUGAAGAGACAGAUGGAGCGCAUUAAGGUGAGGCAGCAAAAGUUUAAGAGGGGCAAGGAGAGGAUGCUGAGCAUUGCACAGGAGUCUGGAGAUGGACAAACCCUCAUCCAGCCCGAGGAAGAGGAGGAGGAUGAUGACGGAGCACAGCGAGCGAAAGCCAAGACCAAAAAAAAGCAGUGGUGGAGGCCGUGGGUUGACCAUGCUUCCAUGGUUAGAAGUGGAGACUAUUACUUGUUUGAAACUGACAGUGAGGAUGAGGAGGAAGAAGAGGAGAAAAAAGAUGAUGAACCGCCAAAGAAGUCUGCAUUUCAGUUUCUCUAUCACGCCUGGAUCACAGACCCCAAAGCGGCCCUCAAGGCCCAAGGGAAGGAGAAACGUAAAUUUUGGAAAAAAUACACUAAAGGAGUUAGACGCCGAAAAAGCAAAAAACACGGUAAUGUGACCGUAGAGGUUGGUGAUCUCUCAGAUGGGCAGGAAAAAGAUGAAGAGAACAAGAAAUCUGGUGGUCCAGACAACAUCAUCAAGCGAGUCUUCAACAUCAUAAAGUUCACCUGGGUGCUCUUCCAGACAACGGUGGACAGCUUCACCAAGUGGAUGAAUGACAUGUGCAGGGAGUACAUCGACAUCUCCACUGUGCUGCGCAUAGAGCGCUGCAUGCUGACCAGAGAAGUCAAAAAAGGUAACGUGCCGUCUCGAGAGAGCAUCCACGUCUACUACCAGAAGGCCAUGAGGCUCAACAUGUCCAGGCAGGCCAGUUUGGAUCAGCUGAGCGAGGACGAGUCGACCUUGGGCUCCACCGGGGUCCGCAGGAGGAGGAGAGCCCACCCGAUAGGGAGCCAGGACUCCUCGGCCUCCAGAGACUCCAUCUCCAGUGCCUUCACCGACGCAACCACGCUGUUUUCUCGCCAAUCCACCCUGGAAGACCUGGAUGGAAUGCCGGAGUGCAUCCCCAAAACCAGCGAGCGAGCCCGGCCCAAACUGCGUAAGAUGUACGGCCUGGACGUGUCCAAUUCGUCAGACAGCUGCAGCAGCUUCAUAUCCAGUGAAGCGACCCAGUGCGUCCCGCUCUACUCCAGACAGGGCACCACCGACACCAUAGACGAAGUGGAGGAUGAGCAGGAUCAAGGGGAAGGCAAACAGCGGCAGCAGGUUCCCUGGGAAUCCCAACAGCUGGAUGUGAGGGAUGGGCCAGAGGGCGGCGGCUGGAGUGACGCCGAACCCAAAGGGAGAGCGGAGGAGGACGAGGGCCGCGAGGGGCCGACGGGUGAGCAGGUACCGAAAGACCAAGCGGGGGAAGAGGCUCACUGGGAAUCCUCGUGCCCGGAUGAGAGCCCCUCUGUCCCACCGGUGGAGGCAGAGUCCCCCACUUCUGCCCAGGAGAAAGACCUCACCACCGAAAGUGAGGACGGAGGAGAGCCACGGGACUCCGCGGGGACGGAGGGGCGAGCGGGGACCGCCCCUGACACGGACGCUUCUAAAACGUCUGACGGCGACGUGCCCCCCAGUUACAGCAAGGCCGUGAGCUUUGACCGCCUGGAAAUUAGCGACGACGAGAGUGACCGGGAUAGGAAGAGGCGCAUGGUGAUGACCUCUGACAGUCGCUCAGACAGCAGGUCAGACAUCAUGUUGCCCUCCAUGACCACCGAGCUGACCGCCAGCGAACUGCUGCUCAACAAGAUGUUUUACGACAAGGAGCUAGAAGAGUCGGAUAAAUUCUACCAGAAACAGCCUCUGAUCCUCCAGCUCUGCUACGCCCUCUACAACAUGCUGGUGGCCCACUCGGAGAUGCUGUGCUACCUCGUCAUCAUCAUCAACCACAUGGUGUCGGCCUCCUGCAUCACCCUGGUCCUUCCCACCACCAUAUUCCUCUGGGCCAUGCUGUCCGUUCCCCGGCCCAGCAAGCGCUACUGGAUGACCGCCAUCAUCUACACGGAGGUCACCAUCGUCAUCAAGUACUUCUUCCAGUUUGGCUUCAUCCCCUUCAACCAGAACGUCAUCGAUAGGAAUAAACCAACUCAUCCCCCCAACAUCAUUGGAGUGGAGAAGAAGGACGGCUACGUCCACUACGACCUGGUCCAAUUACUGGCUCUCUUCUUCCACAGAUCCAUUCUGAAGUGCCACGGCCUUUGGGACGAGGACGACACCAAAGACAAGAGGGGGCCCUCCCGUCAGAGUGAGUCGGAGGACGAGGCGAAGGACCAGGAGAGCGAGGCGGGGUCCGAACGAGCCACCUCGCUGACGAGCGAGCGGCGAGGCUCCACUCACACCUUGAGAUCCAUAAACUUUGGCACCUCCAUUGAUUCAGGACAGGUGCUGGUGCACCACCCGCAACAGCAGACCUACCAGCGCCGCAAGAGCUCCAGCGGAGGCUCGUGCGUCUCUCACCGAUCGCUCCGCUCGUCUGCCAGGUCCAAGAGAGGCAGCACAACUUCCCACAACAGCAGCCACAAGGACGGCAGCGAGGCCAGCGUCCCUCAGAAGACCCGCAAGCAGAUGGUCGGGGAGAAGCUGAGGGAGCAGCUCCUCAAAGGAAAAGCUUUCGCCAUAAAGCGGUUCAUGGAGAUCUACCUUCCCAUCAGACAGUUUUUCUAUAACUUGAUCCACCCGGACUACAGCGCCGUCACAGACGUCUACGUGCUGAUGUUCCUCGCUGACACAGUCGACUUCAUCAUCAUCGUGUUUGGAUUCUGGGCGUUUGGUAAACACUCGGCUGCAGACAUCACCUCGUCCCUGUCGGAGGAUCAGGUCCCGGGACCUUUCUUGGUCAUGGUCCUGAUCCAGUUUGGGACCAUGGUGGUGGACCGGGCCCUCUACCUCAGAAAGACCGUCAUGGGCAAGGUUGUCUUCCAGGUCAUCCUGGUCUUUGGUAUCCACUUCUGGAUGUUUUUUAUCCUGCCAGGAAUCACAGAAAAGCGCUUCAGCGAGAACACAGUCGCUCAGAUGUGGUAUUUUGUCAAGUGCGUCUACUUCGGGCUGUCAGCCUAUCAGAUCCGCUGUGGCUAUCCCACCCGCGUCUUGGGAAACUUCCUAACCAAAAGCCACAAUUAUGUCAACCUCUUCCUGUUUCAAGGUUUCCGUCUGGUGCCGUUCCUGACAGAGCUACGGGCCGUGAUGGACUGGGUUUGGACUGACACCUCGCUGUCUCUGUCCAGCUGGAUAUGCGUGGAGGACAUCUAUGCUCACAUCUUUAUUCUGAAAUGCUGGAGGGAGUCUGAGAAGAGGUAUCCCCAACCCCGAGGCCAGAAGAAGAAGAAGGUGGUGAAGUACGGGAUGGGAGGGAUGAUCGUGGUGCUGCUCAUCUGUAUCGUCUGGUUCCCCCUGCUCUUCAUGUCCCUCGUCAAGUCGGUAGCCGGGGUCGUCAACCCACCGCUGGACGUGUCGUUUGAAAUCACCCUGGCUGGCUUUCAGCCCGUCUUCACCAUGAGCGCUCAACAAAAGCAACUGCAGAAUGUGACAAAAAAAGAAUAUUUUCCUUUUGUGAACAGUUAUAAAGCCUUUGACGACGCCUUGCAGUGGCUGGAGGGCUACAUGCCAGAAGACCUGAUCAUUGCAGAGCUUAAAGGCAGCUCCAACUCCCUGUGGACGAUCAGUCCCCCCAGCAGAGCCAACCUGAUCGACAUGCUGGGCACUGACGAGGAAUUCCCCAUCACCGUGUCCUGGUCCGUGCAAAGAAACCUCACUUUUGGUGCCAAGGCUGAAAUAGCGUCAGGAAAGCGAGUGACCGCUCUGGACCCACCUACAAAGAAGGCGCUCAUAGCGGUGCUAAAUGGCACAGAAAAUAUUUCACAAGUGACCCUUAAAGAGAUCUUCCCUCGUUUCAUUCGAGCCCCCAGUGACUCGGAUGCCAAGUCGGUCGAUCAUCUUUAUAAAGAUAAAAAGAUGUUGGACAUAACCUUGACAUUGAAGAGAGCUUCGAAAGUCGGAGAUCAGAUCCAGGAAUGGUGGAUUGUAAACCAGACGGAGCCGGGCCCGAUACAAAAGAGGGUUGCCAACAAGUUUGAAACAGGCCUGGAGCUCUACGUAUUUAGCGACAAAGUCAGCCCGCCCAGUUUGGGCUUCCUGGCGGGAUAUGGGAUCAUGGGCCUGUACGCGUCUGUGGUUUUGGUCAUCGGCAAGUUUGUGCGGGAGUUUUUCAGCGGCAUCUCCCACACCAUCAUGUUCGAGGAGCUGCCCAACGUGGACCGCAUCCUCAAGCUGUGCACGGACAUCUUCCUGGUACGAGAGACGGGGGAGCUGGACCUGGAGGAGGACAUGUACGCCAAGCUCAUCUUCCUCUACCGCUCCCCAGAGACUAUGAUCAAGUGGACCAGGGAGAAGACUGAGUGAGGAGGCGAAGGCCGACGGAGGUCGGAGCUCAUUCAGGAAGUGAUCGAUGGCGCGAUCAGCUGUUUCGUCAGCCGAGAGGGCAGAAAGUCAGCUGAGGACCAACCCUGUCCUGUUGUCUUGAGCUGCGAUGGCAGCGAUACGAGCACUUGACUUAUUGAGUAUUUAAUACUAUUAAUUGAUGAAAAGCCACAAUUGCCGUCAUAUUAUAAAGAAUGGAGGACAGAUUUGCUGUUGUAUUUAUCUCACAGAACCUGGCGUCCAGUGGAUAAAACGAGCAGCUGGUGUCAUGUUGGAGACGGAGAAGUCUUCAUUGACAAUGUUGUUAAAUUAUUUAAAGUUUUAUCCCUAACAUAAAGGUAUGUUUUUAAACACAAAUGCCCAGAACAGUCGUAGCGCUUCAUGUCCGUCUUAAACAUUUUCACAGUCGCGUGGUAGGCGGAGAGAGAAACUGGCUGCAACAUUUAUCUUUAAGGGCUUCCCAUCAACAAAUAAGUGCACAAUAAUGACCACAUGAGCACAAUCUCAUAUCCUCUCCCAACUGGAAAGCUUGGACUGUGGGACUGUGCAAUAUUGAGCUCUCAUUCCUCAAGACUUUUUAAAGGAUUUGGACUAAGGGAAAAGGCUGGUUUUGACCAAGAAACAUGAACAUAAAGACCACCUUUUUUUUGUAGGUCAGAGGUCACAUGGGGUCCUCCCGAGAGACACAACGCAGAAAACAUGAGACCAUCUUUACUCACAUCUUUACUGCCUUAUUUUGUUUUGUAUGAGGAGAACUGUUAUCUACCACAUGCAUAUCUUUCUCAGGAAGAGCUCUUUUCACAGAUAUCCAUGUAUAAGUUAAAUGUUACAAUAUGUACGCUGCGAUGGAUCUAAAAGAACAUGACAUGGUCGAAAAAGAUGGGAACUAUUUAAAUGGCAUGAAUUUUAAUGUGGAUAUUGCUCAGGAGGACUGGCACUGAGUAUGAGUACACUGCACAGAGAGUACAGUUUAAGGCUGAAUUGUUGACUGUUUUUCUCUUAGAGACUAUUUGCCAAUAAUCCAUGUUCGAGGUCAUCUACAGGUUGGCAAGAAUCGAGACCGGCAGAGGGCUGUUUUUGAAUCAGGGUAACAUGCAUUAGUUGGUAGAUUCUUGCCCAUCACAUGUGAACCUCUUGCUGUUUAUAACACUAAUACUCGUGAACACUGUGGCGCGUCGUGUGCAUUCAGUCGUCAAAGAAGAAAGGAGCAGACUCAAAAAAGAUUCCUCACAUGAAGGGCUGAAACACAAAGUCCAAACUAUGCAUUAGAGGACAUUGUAGCAUGAUAGAAAAAAACGUAAUUAUUGCCAUGACUAAUUUUCAUUACAUGUAGAUACAAGUUUAAGGGGAGACCGGCGGAAUGAAAUGUGAAAUCGUACCAGUAUGUUUAAGGUGAAAGAUCUGCAAAUAAAACAUCUGGAAAGGUUUGA